AGCCUUUUUGACGUCUUCAGGCUUCCGUACUGCUACAGAUGGCGCUUCUAGAGAUGCGGAUAUUUUAGGUUUAUGCUAUUUCUCCUAGAUGUUAAUAUCACAAUAACACGGUGUUUUAUUCAAGGUGGAAAUCGGACGGACUACAUCCCAAAUAGACAUAUCAUUUCGUAUUCGGAGACGAGUGACAUUUCCUUUGUUUUGUGUGCUGUUGUGUGUGCUCCAUCAUGGCUGUGGUCAUCCGAUUACAGGGGCUCAGAACCACGGCUGGUUCUGAGGACAUUCGCAAUUUCUUCACUGGCCUCAAAAUCCCUGAUGGUGGGGUUCAUAUAAUUGGUGGGGAGCUUGAUGAAGCGUUUAUGAUAUUUGCAUCUGACGAAGAUGCGAGACGAGCCAUGACGCGCUCUGGGGGCUGCAUUAAGGGCUCCCCUGUUAACUUGCUUCUGAGUAGCAAGUCAGAAAUGCAGAAGGUUCUUGAGGAGAGCACUAGAAGGUCUGAGUUGAAAGGCAGGGGGAUGUACGAGGAGGGUGGUAAAAGACCUUCUAUGGAAACAGGUCCUCCGCAGUUCAAUAAAGACCCGAGAGCAGACAUGCGAAGGGUAGACCAUCAAGAGAGGAACAGACCCUCUCCAAAUUCUUUCGGUGACACGCAAAGCCAGAGGGAAGGGGCCGUGUCUGAGAUGGAUGAUGUUUAUCUAAAGUUGAAUGGGAUGCCGUACUCCGCAACCAAAGAAAAUGUGCGUAACUUUUUUGAUGGGUUACAAAUUGAAGAUAUGCUCUUUUUGAGGAAUCAUCGUGGAACAUUCAACGGACAAGCUUUUGUACGGUUUGUUACUGCAGAGGAUGCCAUCGAAGGUCUGAAGAGAGAUCGAAAAUACAUGGGACCACGGUACAUACAAGUAACAAGAUGCUCAGAAGAGCAGUGGCUGAUGGCAGGGGGGCUUGUUAGACCAGACGGUUCAAAGAGACAAUCCUUAGAUCGGACGAGAUCUCAAUCUCCUGCUUCCUACAGGUCACGGUCUCGUUCCCCCUCCAGUGAUGAAUACUGUGUCUUGUUUGAAAACUUGGCUAUUGGUAUUGAGAAGAGAGAUUUGAGGGCACUGCUUAAUCCGAUUUCUUUGAAGGAUGACCAAAUUAUUAUCUUUGCCCAAAAACAGGACGAUAGGACCAAGUCGGCUAUCGUGGUGUUUAGAAAUCUUACAGAUUAUUGCGCUGGCUUGGCUCAUCAUAAGGACACAUUGCUGCAUCGUGCCGCGUAUGCGUCACCCAUCUCCAAGGAAAAAAUGGUUGGCAUGUUGGAAUCGUCUGUUGACGGACAGAAUGACAGAAAAGGGUUGAAGCGAUCAGCUGACGUGCCCCAGGCUCAAAGAGAUGCUCCGGACUCGGAGAUGAAAUGUGUCUACGUACGCAACCUGCCCUUUGAUGUUCGGAAAGUGGAGAUCAUGGACUUCUUCCAUGGAUUCGCGCUCUCUGAGGAUAGGGUUAUUUUAUUGCAUGAUGAAAGAGGAGCUGGGCUUGGUGAAGCUUUGGUGAUCUUUCAGUCGGAGGAGGCGGCCGUAACGGCACAGUCCCUGAAUGGACGGAGGUUUCUUGGAUCACAAGUCAUGCUCAAGUGCAUUACAAUGGCCCAGAUGAGGGAAUUUGGCGUGAAUGACCACUCAACGGUUAGCCCGCAAGGACAGAACUAUCCGAGACCACAAGAAGUUUUCAAUGAUGGUCCUUGCUUUAAUACCCAGAUGCAGCCAGAUGAUUGUAAUAUGCAGCGUGGUUAUGGAGGUGAUUGCUUUGAGCCUAAUUUUAACCGUAAUAAUGCAUUUAGACCGGGACCGGAUGGUAAUGGCCAUCAUGGGUACGGAAAACCUGACCAACAGUUUGAGGGACCGACGUGUAUCAAAUUGCUCAAUCUACCCUCGCAGAUAAGAAUCGAUGAGAUUUAUGACUUCUGCUAUGGAUACAGAGUGAUCCCAGGAUCUGCCUCGUUGCUGUAUGAUAGAAACGGAGCUCCCAGGCGGUGUGCGACUGUGGUUUUUGAAACCCACAGAGAGGCACUCACUGCUCUGCAGGAAUUAAAUGGAAGACCAAUUGGCACCAGGAAAAUUCAGGUUGUGUUUGAGUAAAUAUGCACUCAGAAUGCAGUUUCACAGGAACUGGUGAAGUGUGUCUUUGUUGUCUUAAGUCAAAAAGGACAACAAAUAAAGGAAUGUGCAAGUAAAAGCAUGUUUUUUUCAUACUUUUUUUAGUUAGAUUCUUAAAUUUGCUGAUAAAGUACUGCUUUGCUUUAUAACACCACAUUAUGCUAUAACAGUUACCAUCAUCUGAUUUCAAAUAUUGUGCUGUGCUUGGCCACUUUUGAUCCAAGUUCAGUGUGUUUUAUGGUUUUCUUCAGACUACUAUUUUGUUUCUUUUUUCAUUGUACAAAUGUCAGUAAUAUUAGCUGUCUGAUUAAGAAAAAGAUUUAACAUGUGUUCUUGAUAACAUCCCUGUGAAAUUGUGUCAACUGUUUUCUCAUCCACUGAAAAUCAUUUGUUUGUCAUUUUGAAAUUAGUUUUGUUAUUGACGCUUCUUUUACUUUCAUUCUUGAUAAAGAAGUCAGUAUUAUCCAGUGAACAUUCUAAUAAUUAUGUAAAUGUGAUUAAAUAACAUUUCUGUAUGAUUGGUGAAUUCUU
Triplophysa rosa is the source of this 2663-nucleotide messenger RNA. It is a transcript of the gene rbm12bb, whose product is annotated as RNA binding motif protein 12Bb. The coding region runs from base 225 to 2114 and encodes 629 amino acids. Gene Ontology annotation, molecular function: RNA binding. The transcript is spliced from 2 exons. Gene Ontology annotation, biological process: regulation of RNA splicing. Gene Ontology annotation, cellular component: ribonucleoprotein complex; nucleoplasm. The record is from RefSeq and is a predicted model, not a curated record. Lineage: Eukaryota; Metazoa; Chordata; Actinopteri; Cypriniformes; Nemacheilidae.